Messenger RNA from Guillardia theta CCMP2712, 1170 nucleotides. RefSeq lists its product as hypothetical. Lineage: Eukaryota; Cryptophyceae; Pyrenomonadales; Geminigeraceae. The record is from RefSeq and is a predicted model, not a curated record. The transcript is spliced from 8 exons. The coding region runs from base 1 to 1170 and encodes 389 amino acids.
AUGGAGCACCUUGAUGGCGCGGGUUUGCGGAGGAUGUUCCCGACGCUGCGGGACGAGCGAGUGCACAUGGUACUGCACGGGAACGACCACAGCUUCCUCCUGUGCCAGCCCUGCAUGGUCAGCCUGAACCCAGAGAGCGUUCGAGCCCACAUGCAGGACGAGAAGGUGGCGUACAUCACGAGGAAGUGGUGGCUUGCAAUUCCCCGGUCGAAAUGCUGGAAGAUCAGCUACAGCACGUUCGAGUGGCUGAACGUCCUGCUGUUCGAGGAGCUAGUGCCUCAGUACUCGCGCUACGGUGAAAACUCCAUCGCAUUCACGGCAAGGAAGGACUGGAACUUGUGCGCUGAGAACAAGCUGGUGAUGACGUACGAGGACUUUGUCUACUCCCUUCUCACUCUCGCUGAAAACUUCACCAUAUCGUCAAGCCAUCGAGAGUACUUCGAGUUCCUCGACAACUUGCUGAACAAAAUCAAAUCGAAGUUUGACAGCAAGGCAGAGGCGCUUGCUUUAGAGCAGGGCAAGAUGAUCCAAGACAAGUCCAGCUCUCGUCAUACAGACAGCGGUGGGAGUGACGACAGUGCGUCUCCCAAGCACACCACUCAGUUUCUCAUACAACGAAGACUCGUUCCCAAAGGCCUCGCAGAUCUCUCCGAAGGCGCGAGCGUGACCGACUCGGAGCCCGGCUUCGACUUCAUCCAUCAGGAAUCUGACUACCAUGCGGCUGCUCUCAUCGAUACGCACCAGGCAAUCAAAGACGCUCGCGAUCUUUUGAGCGACCUCAGCCCGACCACCGCGAGAAAGGCCCUGCACGCUACUCAGCAGAGGAGAGAUGGCCGUCAUCGGAUGAGCAGAUGGUCCUGUCAACCGGCUCUCAGCGCUCGGGUGAGCUUGACCGCAGAGGUCAAAGUUGAGGGCGAGUCUUCCUCCUUCGAGAUCCUUCGGAACUAUCGCAAGGACAUCUCCUCCUUCUCGCCCCGGGCAAUGGAGGCGACGGAGACGAUGAAGCGACUGGUUGGCUUGAGGCUGCUGAAAGACAACAUCCUGAUCUCAGAGACGAUGAACACGAAGCUCAAGAAGCAGGAGAGAGACAGGAGCAUCUCCGAGGCCCUGGCGACGUUGGAGGUGCAGGAGGUGACUGAGCCUAAAGUGGACGUGAAUCCUCCGAGGUGA